AUGUUCGUUUCAGCAGGUCUAAGAGGUGGUGCGGGCCGCGGGGCGUCAGCAGCGAUCUGGCACAGUAUGUUUUUGUUUGUUGUGGUGCCGGUGGUGUUGAUGGCAGUUGUGGGAUAUGUACUAAUACCGACGGGUGCAAUUGAUGCAGGAGGCGUUUCGAACCAGUUCUUUAGGGUUUCUAAGCGGUGUUUCUUCUCCGGGAACGGGGGACGUUACUACAAUGGCGACGCAGCCAGCGGUGGGAGUCCGACGAACUUCAGCUACAAGAUGGCGGUGGCGUACCAGCCCAAGGACCGGGAGGAUGGCGUGUACCGGCGGCUGAAGACGGCAGUGGAGUCUCCGACGGGCGAGGACAACUAUUUCAUGGCUGUGAACGCACCGGGAGACGCAUACGCGGGCGUAGCGGACGGAGUCGGUGGCUGGGCAGAGCAUGGGUACGACUCGAGCGCCAUCUCGCGGGAGCUGUGUCUGGCGAUGAAUGAGUUCAGCUCGGUGGCAGGCAGCCAGAAGGACGGAGGCGUAAGCCCAAAACAGCUGAUCGAGAUGGGCUACAGGAGGAUCAGGGACGAGCAGACCGUGAAAGUCGGGGGAACGACUGCGAUUGCGGCUCAUUUCAAACCUAAUGGGAGUAUGGAAGUGGCAAAUCUGGGGGACUCGUGGUGCGGCGUCUUCAGGAACGCAAAGCUGGUGUUCAAGACCGAAUUCCAAACUGUUGGGUUCAAUGCGCCCUACCAGCUGGCCAUCAUACCGGAGGAGAUGCUGAAAGAGGCUCGGAGAAAAGGCGGCUCUUUCAUCCAGAACAGCCCUUCGGACGCAGACGAGUACAACUUCCAGUUGGCGAAGGGCGACGUUGUGGUGCUGGCAACCGACGGUGUCACAGACAAUAUCUCCUACGAAGAUAUACAGUUGUUUCUGCGCGAUAAUGAGCAGAAAAUAAGCAGCGAUUUGCUGGCUGUGUCUCAGGAUUUUGUCAGCAAGGUGGCAAAAUUGAGCAAGGACCCGAAUUAUCCAAGUGUGUUCGCCCAGGAGAUCUCAAAGUUGACCGGCAAGGAUUAUCGCGGCGGCAAAGAGGACGACAUUACGGUAGUCAUGGUGAGGGUAGAAUAG
Molecule: messenger RNA, 1107 nt
Organism: Torulaspora globosa
Lineage: Eukaryota; Fungi; Ascomycota; Saccharomycetes; Saccharomycetales; Saccharomycetaceae
Gene: PTC7
Product: type 2C protein phosphatase PTC7
Exons: 1
Coding region: 1-1107 (368 amino acids)
Source: RefSeq, a predicted model, not a curated record